Amphibalanus amphitrite is the source of this 5135-nucleotide messenger RNA. RefSeq names its product alpha-2-macroglobulin-like. The transcript is spliced from 2 exons. NCBI's taxonomy places the organism in Eukaryota, Metazoa, Arthropoda, Thecostraca, Balanomorpha, Balanidae. Gene Ontology annotation, cellular component: extracellular region. The coding region runs from base 26 to 4963 and encodes 1645 amino acids. Gene Ontology annotation, molecular function: endopeptidase inhibitor activity. The record is from RefSeq and is a predicted model, not a curated record.
CCCUGCGCGAUCGGAGCGGCCGAACAUGGCGCUCCCGAGACUGCCCCCAUCGCUGCUGCUGCCACUGCUGCUGCUGCAGGCCUCCGACACCUUCGCCGGCAUUGUGGACAGUGGUGCGCUGCUGGUGGCGCCGAAGGUGUGGCGGGCUGGAUCCGAGGAGAGGGUCUGCGUCACCGUGUUCAACGUUCCCUCCCAGACGAGAACGUUGAUAGAAUCCGAGCCGAGCGCUGAUCGGUCGAUCUCUGCGAAUUUUGAGCCAGUGACGGGAGACACGCGACGUCGGCUUUCCAACAUUCUGAGUCUCCUCCGCAGCGGAGACCGGAUAGCCGAGCGAAGGCCGGCGCGGACCACAGUCAGCAGUGCCCCGGCCCCGAUCCGCGAGCACCGAUCGUCGAGAAUAUCACGACGCACGGUUGAAGUUUUCAUUGGCUUCGCCAACAGCAAGAAUGGCAGAAGUGUGUUCGAGGAUAGCAAACAUGUACCGGCGGGUAGUGGUGCCACCACCUCCUGUUUUGGCGUGUCAGUACCGGAGACACUUAAGGCAAGCUACAUUUACGUCAAGGUCCAAGGUAAGACUGCGGUAUGGUCCAAGGUCCGCGUUGAGCCCAAGGUACUAGUAACCCUGGUGCAGACGGACAAGGCCAAAUACCGACCUGGCCAAACGGUCAAGCUGAGAGUUCUCUCGCUUCGUCAGGACUUCACGGCACUCGACGAUACUAUCAAGGAGAUUUGGAUAACGGCGCCCGAGGGCACCCGUCUGGCGCAGUGGCUCGACGUUCGGAUGGACGUCGGCCUCGUGCAGAAAGAGUUUCAGCUGACCCAGGAGCCGCCGCUGGGCCGCUGGACGAUCCACGUGCGCCGCGGUGACGGUGCCACCACAAAGCAGUUGUUCGAUGUAGAGGAGUUCGUGCCUCCCAGAUUCGAGUUAGAUGUCAACGUGCCCGGAGUCCUUUACCGUGACUCGCGAGUGCUCACUGUCAAGGUCUGCGCCAAGUACACGUUCGGUAAGCCUCUGGUGGCUGCUGAUGUUCGCCUGGUUAUCACAAGUAAGGAGCCGAAUGCAUUUCGACAAGGGACCUCAGAAAACGGUCAGAACAAAUAUUCACAAGAGACUGACGGCCAGGGAUGCACAUCAAUCCACGUAUCCAUUUCAAGACUACACGGCUCGUCGGGUAUUCCUCACCGUAUUACGCAGUACAUGGUAUCGACUAAUGUAACUGAAGCAAGUACGGGCAUCAGCCAACUAUCUGAAGUAGUUGUGCCUGUCAAAAGCACCAAAUUGUUUAAAGUUAUCAAGGACGAAUCACCCAAGUUUAUCAAACCAGGUUUGGACUAUUAUGGGACGGUCCGUUUUGAAAGACAAGAUGGCUCCCCAGUGACCAGCGAACAAGUAGAAAUCUGUUACACCGUCUAUUACUAUCGAGAAAUGGCAAAGAAGUCUUCAAAUAGGCUUCCGCCCAUUAUGAAAAAUGCAAACACUGGCUCUCCCCGCGAGAAAUGCAAAGUUUACCGCACAGAUAGCUCGGGGAGAGUGAUCUACGUCGUGCCAGCGCAGUAUGACGAGAUUGCCUACAUAACAUUCAAAGGACGCACCCUCGGAACGGAGCAGCGUUUUUCGCUGCCUCUGGUGCGCGCCUGGUACUCUCCCAGCGAAUCGUUUCUGCUUAUUGACGCCCGGAGUCUGCUGGGCGGCGUCAAGUGCGGUCAGACAGUCACAGUCGACGUAAGGCGCAGCGCAAACUUCCGUGCCGACGCCAUGCGCUAUUUGGUACUGGCGCGCGGCGACAUUGUUGGCGACGGGCCGGUGCACUCGAACUCGGUGAGGAUUGUGAUCAACUCCCGAAUGGCACCCUCGUUCCGUCUGCUGGUGUACGCUGUAACCGACCAGGGAGAGGUGGUCGCCGAUUCCAAAGUCGUCCGCGUGGCACCUUGUCUUCCAAAUAAAGUGUCCGUGUCGUGGAGCGCGGCGCAGGUCCGGCCAGGGGACACCGCCUCCCUGACGGUCACUGGGUCGCCCGGCUCGCUCUGCGGAGUGGACGCGGUGGACCGCAGUGCCCAGCUGCUGGGCACCUCCAACACGGUCAGCGUCGGCAAGGUGUUCAGUCAGGUGUCACGACUGAUUAUAGGGGAGAAGGCACUGCCGAAGCUGGCGCGCACCUCUUACGAGCAUUGUUCGCGGAUUCCUACCCGAUACAUAACCAGCGAGAAGCCAUCAUGCCCGUCUUCCAGAACGCGUCGUCAAGGAUCAAACCAAUAUUGGGAUCACAGGAAGAUUUGGUAUGAAGAAAAAAGAAUUGAAACCUACAUGGAUGAGCGCGAAGAUUCAGUAGCUGCCUUUGACAUGGCGGGUCUUUUAGCGGUGACAAGUUUAGAUCUACAGACGCGGCCUUGUGUUGAACGUAUUUUUACUGUUCGAAAGCACAUUAAAUGCUAUCCAAUUUAUCCCAGGGAGGGGCAUGUGGAGACUUCCAAUAAAGUAGGAUUUUCCACACUCCCUGUAACCGGAAACGGAAGAGCCGUGGAAGGAGAGCAAGCCUCUUCUUCAGGUGUUACGACUACCGUCAUAACAGGGCAAAAGUCAGUCAGAGGACACACGAUAGGACAGAUAGGCACGGAUAGUAUAAGUGCCAAAAGAACAGCAUCGAGAGCUGCUGGUGGUGAGAGAGGUGUUACUGAAGCUAAAACUUCUACUACUUUUGGGGACGAUGAUAGGAAAGUGCCACUCCUGAACAGCACCGCAGGAGCAGUUUCUAUCAAUACGCAAGAAACAAACGUUGAGGUUGAGACCUUUCGAGAGUCUUUCGAGCCGGUUGUUCGUUUUUUCUUCCCCGAAACGUUUAUAUUCCAGUUAUAUGCUCUUGGAUCAUCGGGCCAGAUCCGGCUGACUCAGCAGCUUCCUGACUCUAUUACCAGGUGGAUAGGCUCGGCGGUUUGCUCCCAUCGUCAAGUGGGACUAGGACUAUCUGGACAAUCAUCGAUUAAAGUAUUCAAACCCUUCUUCGCUGAAAUAAAUGUGCCCUAUUCGGUGAAACGCGGAGAGCUACUGCAGCUCAAAGUCUCCGUCUUCAAUUUCCUCCAUACACAGCUUUCGGUGAUUUUGCGACUUGAGGACGUUCCCGGCGUGCAGCUGCAGGGCCAGCGUGAGCGCGCGCUGUGCGUGGGCACCGACCAGCCGUCAGUGAGCACGUUCCCGGUGCUGUUCACCGAGCUGGGCCAGCGCAGUCUGGUGGUGUCCGUCAGAGCCACCGGCGCGGCGUGCGGCAGGCCCAACGACAUCGGCGUCCAGAGUGACGCUCUAGUGCGCGACAUCCUGGUGAAGCCAGAGGGCUUUCCGCAAGAGGAGGCUCUGACGGAGCGAGUCUGUGCAAAGGAGGGUGGCUCUAAUACGCAUGUGUUCGAGCUGGGCUUCUCGCCGCGAGUGGUUCCCGGCUCGUCGCGGGCGGUGGUCUCCAUCUACGGCGAUCCUCUUGGACAGGCGAUCACCCAGCUGACCGGACUGGAGAGCCUCGUCAAGGUGCCUCAUGGGUGCGGCGAGCAAAACAUGGUCUAUCUUGUUCCCAACAUCCUGGUCCAUCAGUACAUGAAAGCCAAAGACAUGCUCAGUGCUGAACUGAAGAAGAAAACUGUCGACAACAUGCUGAGCGGCUACCAGCGGCAGCUGAGGUAUCGCCACUCGGACGGCUCGUACUCGGCGUUCGGCGAGAGCCGCUGGCGCCGCACUCAGGGCUCCCACUGGCUGACCGUGUACGUGAUGCGCUGGUUCGCGGUGGCCAGCAAGCUGGUGCCGAUCGACGCCGAGGACCUGGCCGCCAGUCGCCGCUGGGUGGAGCAGCACCAGCGCAGCGACGGAUGCUUCAACCGCGUCGGCUGGCUGUACGACAAGGCGAUGAGCGGCGGCGUGGCCGACGGCGGCCGGCUGGCGCUCACUGCAUUCACCGUGCUGGCGCUGCUGGAGGCCGACUCGGGCUCGGCGGCGCUGCGCCGCGCUGUCCGCUGUCUGCGCGACGGCACGCCCAGCGGCCUCUACGCUCAGGUGCUGGUGGCGCACGCCCUGCUGGAGGCCGGUGAGAGGGCGGCGGCCGAGGCGGCCGUGCCAGGCCUGCUGCGUCGAGCCGUGCGCGGCGAGGACUCACUCCACUGGCGUUCGGGACGUUCCAGCCGCUGGAGCGGCAGCAGCGCGCUGGACGUGGAGAUCACCGCCUACAUGACGCUGACGCUGCUGCGACUGGGAGGCCACGAGACGGAUGUCGCCGCGGCCGUCCGCUGGCUGGACCGGCGCCGCAACGGCCACGGCGGCUGGGUGUCCACGCAGGACACGGUGGUGGCGCUGUCGGCACUGGUGGCUGUCGAGCGGCGCUCCAGCGAGCUGAAGGCGCACAACGUGGACGUCACCGUCACCUCGGGCAACACGUUCCGACGCCAGUUCCAGGUGACGGCCAGCAACCGGCUGCUGCACCAGCAGGCCGAGCUGCGGCCGCUGCAGCUGCCCACCACGGUGUCCGUCACCGCCGCCGGCUCUGGCUGCAUCAUGGCGCAGACCGUCCUGAGAUACAGUCUGAAGGAGACAAAAGCCAAGCAGGCAUUCCAGAUUAAGCACGACAUACGGCCCGCUCAAACAGGCCUCUGUCAGACGUUUAUCCUGCAGAUAUGUGCCUCGUACACCGCCGCGGAUGCGGCGUCGAACAUGGCCAUCAUCGAGAUCGAGAUGCUCUCCGGUUUCGUCGCCAUUGACUAUGUUCUGCAAGAACUGGUGCGGAGCAAUGUGAUCCGGCGCUGGGAGGUGCGCCAGGCGGUGUUGGCGCUCUACUUUGACCAGCUGGUCAAGAAGACGCUCUGUUUCGAUGUGCGCGUCCUGCAGGAGGCGGUGGUGCAGCGGCUGAAGCCGGCCACCAUCGCCGUCUACGACUACUACACGACCGAGCACCGCCUGGAGACCGAGUACCGGCUGCCCGCCUGCGGCUAGCCGCUCAGCUCAGCCGCCUGCAGACCCAGUGUCUGGUCAGCCGCCGCGAUAGGCCGCUCAGCCGCCACGGCAGGCCGUCAGACAUAUGCCGACAUAGCACAGCACUCGAAUCGAAGUUUUUGAAGUAAAGUCUUGUUUUAGGUGAUUCACUGCAAUAAAUGUUUGAAUUAUG